Tripterygium wilfordii is the source of this 1415-nucleotide messenger RNA. Its product is annotated as ras-related protein RABC2a-like. NCBI's taxonomy places the organism in Eukaryota, Viridiplantae, Streptophyta, Magnoliopsida, Celastrales, Celastraceae. The record is from RefSeq and is a predicted model, not a curated record. Gene Ontology annotation, molecular function: GTP binding; GTPase activity. Bases 494 to 1138 code for a protein of 214 amino acids. The transcript is spliced from 6 exons.
GGUCAUGGGCGGUUACUCCUCCUUAUGUAGAUGAUUUGGGCCUAGAUGAACUCGAGGCCCAUAAAAUCCUCACUUUAGUGGCCCAUUAGAUUGAACUCUGAUUUGCUCACGGAUUAGGGCCCGUAAGACCAGUGACAAAUGGCCAUGAAACGGCACCGCAUUGGAGAAAGAAUCUUUAUCGUGUGAUAUCAGAAGAAAAGAAUAACGUCAGUGUCGGGAGUUCCAGUUAGCCGUUUUUCCUUUAACUUGCUCCCCCCUCUCUCUAAAGCAUGUAGAUGGCACCACCAACUUCCUUUCUCUCUCUCAUUGUCUCUCUUUAUGAGCGUUUCUUUUUCGCUGUACUUCUUUAGAGAUAGAAAGAACAACCCUUUAGCCGGGAUCAUCAUUAGAGAGAAAACACACAUAGGAAAUUAGGAACAGAGUGAGAUUUGAAAACACAAAUUUGAAGUUUUUGAAUUCUUAUUACAGUAACCAAUACAGAGAAGAAGAAAUAAUGGGUUCUUCUUCAGGGCAAAGCAGUGGCUACGAUCUCUCCUUCAAGAUCUUGUUGAUUGGGGAUUCUGGUGUGGGCAAAAGUAGUCUUCUUGUCAGCUUCAUUUCCAGUUCUGUUGAGGAUCUCGCACCCACCAUUGGCGUGGAUUUCAAAAUUAAGUUGCUGACAGUCCGUGAGAAGAAAUUGAAGUUGACAAUAUGGGAUACAGCUGGACAGGAGCGGUUCAGAACAUUGACGAGCUCUUAUUACCGAGGUGCCCAAGGAAUUAUUCUUGUUUAUGACGUGAAUCGAAGAGAAACCUUUACAAAUUUGUUCGACGUGUGGGCUAAAGAAGUGGACCUCAACUCUACGAAUCAGGACUGUGUCAAGAUGCUUGUUGGAAAUAAAAUUGAUAAAGACUCUGAGAAGGCUGUAAGCAGAGAAGAGGGAAUGGCUUUGGCGAAAGAGCUUGGAUGUUUAUUUCUUGAAUGCAGUGCAAAAACCAGAGAAAAUGUGGAGCAAUGCUUUGAAGAGCUCGCCCUGAAGAUGAUGGAGGUUCCUAGUCUUUUGGAAGAAGGAUCUACUUCUGGGAAAAGAAACAUUUUAAAGCAGAAACCAGAAAACCAGACACCUACCGGUGUUGGGGGCGGCGGAUGUUGCUCUUGAUACGCUGUAACAUCGAGGAUGUGAAAAUGAACCAAAGUGACACCGCAGAUGGUACAUAUACCAUGUUCCCUUUGAGAAUUUAUGAUCAGAUUUAUGUAUAUACUGAUAUCUUCACUACCUUUUACCCCUGUUUGUUGUUGUUUGCCCUAGUAACCAGCCAGCACCCCCGUUAGCUUUUGUAAAUUGGUUGGCUUUCUGUUUUUUGUUUCACCUAUGUUAUUGAAGGGCUACGUUUGAUCGGUUUUAACACGUUGGAAAUUUGACGUCUCGGGUUUCA